AUACACACGUGUCACCUUUAAAGUUCCAACGUGGAGUAGGGAAUCUUCGGAUCGGUAAACAAACAAACGCCUCAUUCACCCAAGAUUCCAAGAUGGCCGCCAGUUCGGCUGGAAACCACGGUGGAGUUUUCGGUCCAACUCGGUCGGUUCUGCUCUCAUUUUGCGCGGCUUUUUUCUUCGGUGGGUGUCUGACGUAUAUCGUCGUCCGUCGUUUCGACUCUGGGCAGAAUUUCGUGGAGUUGGACAGCCUGGGAAGGCGGAUAUUGGAGCUUAGCGAUCCGCACGGACACGUCGAAGUUGUCGACGACAGCAACCGUGUGUCACGGAACGAGUUGCUGACGUUCAAAGGCCACACGCACGCUAGGCAGUUCGGUCAAGAUGUCUUGGCUGAUAUUCUUUACAAACAAGUCCGAAUCUUGUGCUGGGUCCUCACCUCGCCCCAAAACCUCCAGAAAAAGACGAUCCACGUCCAGGCCACCUGGUCCCGCCGCUGCAACAAAGUCAUCUUCAUCAGCUCCCGAGACGAUCCCUCCUUCCCCACUGUCAAAGUCGAGGCCCCGGAGGGUCGAGAAUACCUCUGGCGAAAAACCCGGGGUGCCUUCAAGUACGUUUACGACCAUCACUUGGACGAGGCCGACUGGUUCCUCAAAGCAGACGACGAUACAUACGUUGUGCUAGAAAAUUUACGUUAUUUACUUGCAGACAAGGACCCAAACGAUCCCGUAUAUUACGGCCGCAAAUUCAAGCCCUACGUCAAACAGGGAUACAUGAGCGGUGGUGCUGGAUACGUACUCAGUAAAGCUGCGUUGGUACUGGCUGUUGAGAAAGCCUUCCCGAACGCUGCUCUUUGUCGCAGCGACGCAAAAGCAGCCGGAGCUGCAGAAGAUGUUGAAAUCGGCAAGUGCCUCUCCCGAGUCGGCGUAACGGCCGGUGAUUCGAGGGACAGUCUGGGGCGGGAACGAUUCCAUCCCUUUAUCCCCGAGCAUCAUUUGAUCAAAGGAAUUGUGCCCACCAAGUUCUGGUACUGGGAUUAUUGUUACUACCCUGCUCAAGCGCGCAACACAGAGUACGCCAAAUGUAGCAACAUGUGGGGGAGGUGUUCACGAAGACACGCCCCCCGUGGGGGACCCAUUCGGAAAGUCAUCAUUCAAUUUUGUGCCGCAUUUGUCGUGGGAAUCUGCGCCACACAUGUCUUAAUCAACCGGGAUUCAGAUCUUGCUGAAGUUGUGAGGCAGGUCGUCAGUAGUACAGAAGUAGUUGUGGAGUCGGAUAAUCACGAAGGUCAUGCUCAAGUCAACAGAGCCAAUGAGGUAGCGAAAGAAGAAUUGCUCUCGUUCAAGUCACACACUCAUGCAAGGGAACAUGGCCAGGAUUUGUUGGCAGAUGCACUCUACGAUCGAGUUCGCAUCUUGUGCUGGAUUCUAACGUCCCCCCAGAACCUCCAAAAGAAGGCCAUUCACGUCCAGGCCACCUGGUCCCGCCGAUGCAACAAAGUCAUCUUCAUCAGUUCUCAAGACGACCCCUCCUUCCCCACCGUCAACGUCAAGGCCCCCGAGGGCCGCGCGUUCCUCUGGCAGAAGACGCGCGGUGCCUUCCAGUACAUCUACGACCACCACUUGAACGAUGCCGACUGGUUCUUGAAAGCCGAUGACGACACGUACGUCGUUCUAGAAAAUCUUCGCUACAUUCUCGCCGACAAAAGUUCUGAGGAACCCGUCUACUUCGGCCGGAGAUUUAAAGCCUACGUCUCCCAAGGCUACAUGAGUGGCGGAGCUGGUUACGUCCUCAGUAAACUCGCUCUCAUACUAGUUGUGGAGCAAGGCUUCCCAAACUUAAAAUUCUGUAAAGGGGCCGGAAACGGAAGGGGUUAUGAUGCCCAAGAGGAUCUGGAAAUAGGCAGAUGCCUGGAAACGGUCGGCGUGGUUGCCGGGGACUCCAGAGAUAGUGUCGGAAAGGAGACGUUCCACCCGUUCCAGUUUAUAACUCACAUCUUACCGAAUCAAAUGAAAAAGUCGUUUUGGUUUUGGAAAUACGCAUACUACCCAGCACAGACGGGUCCAGAAUGCUGCUCGGAUUACUCCAUAUCUUUCCACUACAUCAGCCCCAACAACAUGUACCUCUUAGAGUACAUGAUCUACCACAUGCGGCCGUUCGGUGUGGGCCACUACACCUGCCCGGCCAACAUGGACGCCAUCAUCUCCAAGGUGCUGCCCGCAAACAGUCAACAGGAUCGACUCGGCAAAGCAGGGGAGGUUGCAGGGGAGGUCGGUCUGACGAACAAUGAGGUCGGAGGUCACGAUAAGGUCAUUGGAGGUCAGGUCAGGUCAGGGAUUCAGGAGGGAGACGCAGCGAAUCUGAUGAAUUAGUCAUGACAAUCACUCAUAUUUUUCAUGUUCUUAUUUUUACCUUGGUAUAAUGAAUGGCAAAAAUUUCACACUGAUAGCUAAGAAUUCACAUUUUAGGCAUCAACAAGUAAUAUUUGAUCAAACUAGCUAGAUCUAAAAGUUCUAUUUUUUCUGCAUUUAUUUUUAUUUUCACACUAUUUAUACAUGUACAAUACAUUCUUCUGCCCAACUAACUUGCCUGGACUCCUGGGGUUAGGAAGUGUGUUAUGUUUAUUGAACUGUAUUUGUCUGUUAAUGAAAUAUUACAUCGUUAAAAAAAAAAA
Patiria miniata (bat star) is the source of this 2668-nucleotide messenger RNA. RefSeq lists its product as uncharacterized. Gene Ontology annotation, cellular component: membrane. The record is from RefSeq and is a predicted model, not a curated record. Gene Ontology annotation, molecular function: N-acetylgalactosaminide beta-1,3-galactosyltransferase activity. The transcript has 5 exons. Lineage: Eukaryota; Metazoa; Echinodermata; Asteroidea; Valvatida; Asterinidae. Bases 93 to 2366 code for a protein of 757 amino acids.